CUCCUCAGCAAUGACAAAUUAAUUUAUCACCAAACUAAGGAGGCGAUCUCUGUUGUAAGGGCAGAGUUCAAGAUGCUGAAGAAGACGCAGGCUCCAAAUAUUCGGAAGAAGUCCCAGAUUCUAAUGUCGCAGAUUCCGAAGACGCAGAUUCCGAAUGUCACUGGCUACUCUCAACAUGGACACGCGACGGCGAACGUUCCAGAUCGCAUGGACAACUGCUCCCAACACUCCAAAUAUUUCUGA
Molecule: messenger RNA, 243 nt
Organism: Dibothriocephalus latus
Lineage: Eukaryota; Metazoa; Platyhelminthes; Cestoda; Diphyllobothriidea; Diphyllobothriidae
Source: the annotation of a GenBank genome assembly